UCAGCGGGAAACGAAAGCCGGCGGCGGGCGGGGCGCGGGGACAGCGGGACGCGCCGCCGCGCGAGGAGCCGAGCUGUUCUCCCAGCGGCGGACUUCACGGCGGAGGCUGGACGCUCGCGUGGCGCUUGAGAGGUCCCACCAAGGCUGGCUCCUGUGAGCUCUUCUUGGAAGUGAGGUCGUGCAGUCCUAAAGACACGCCGGGCAGCUGGCGGCCUGGGGAUUUUGGAGUGGUCACUAAUGGGCAAGGUGUUUGGUGUUCCUGAAGAUACUUGCUGGUCAGUCCUGGCUGAGUCUCAGCAUUGUGCGGCAGAAGCCGUCGAGAAGAAGGCAGAAGACAGCAACAUGAAGAAGAAGCGGGAGCGGCUAAGAGAAUGGUUCAGUGCCUGGGACUGCCCUCAUGGCCCGGUUGGUUUACACAACAUUGGACAGACCUGCUGCCUUAACUCCCUGCUUCAGGUAUUGAUCAUGAACGUGGGCUUCACCAAGAUAUUGAAGCGGAUAACAGUGCCAAGGGGAGCAGAAGAGCAGAGGAGGAACGUCCCCUUCCAGCUGCUCUUGUUGCUGGAGAAGAUGCAGGACAGCCGACAGAAAGCAGUGCAACCCAUGGAGCUCGCCUACUGUCUCCAGAAGUACAAAGUACCCUUGUUUGUCCAGCAUGAUGCUGCUCAACUCUACCUCACAGUCUGGAACCUGAUUAGGGACCAAAUCACUGAUGUCGACUUGGUACAGAGGCUGCAGGCCCUGUAUACAAUCCAGAUGAAGGAGUCCUUGGUUUGCCUCGACUGUACCCUGGAGAGUAGCAGAAACAGUAGCAUGCUGACCCUCCCCCUUUCUCUUUUUGAUAUGGACUCAAAGCCCUUGAAGACACUGGAGGAUGCGCUUCGCUGUUUCUUCCAGCCCAGGGAGUUGUCAAACAAAAGCAAGUUCUUCUGUGAGCACUGUGGGAAGAAGACCUGUAGGAAACAGGUCUUGCAACUGACCCAUUUGCCCCAGACCUUGACAGUUCACCUCAUGCGGUUCUGUAUCAGGAAUAUGAAGACAGAAAAAGUCUGCCACUCAUUCUAUUUCCCCCAGAGCCUGGAUUUAAAUCAGGUCCUGCUGACUGAGCAAGACCUCUGCGAUGCUGAGGAACAGCCUGGAGGACAGUAUGAACUCUUUGCUGUGAUUGCCCAUGUGGGGAUGGCUGGCUUUGGUCAUUACUGUGCCUAUAUCCGGAAUUCUGUGGAUGGAAAAUGGUUCUGCUUCAAUGACUCCAAUGUUUGUAGGGUAUCUUGGGAAGACAUCCAGUGUACCUAUGGAAAUGAUAACUACCGCUGGGGGGAAAUUGCAUAUCUUCUAGUUUACAUGAAGAUUGAGUCCUAAUGGAUGUGCCCUAAACCUCCAGAGACUGACAAAGUAUCAUUUUCCCUUUUUGUUCCUGAAUCUGCCGACUCUUUUUAAGAGAUUUUUGCAAUGAGGAGGAGAAGCACCAUUUUCAAAUUGUGUAAUUAAACUUUAUUUAUAAUCAGGGGUGUUUAUCAAAAUGUUUAACAGUGACACUGCCCAGGUAUUGAUCAGUCAGAAUGGAUCCUUCCAGCAGUGGGUGCUGUCUCUGUGUCUGGAGCAGGUCCCGAGGGCUCCCUGCUGUGCAAGGCAUUAGUCCUUUAGUGGGAGAUCGUGGGAAUCCAGGUGAUCCCAGGGAUGGAGAGACCAGGCCAGCAAUGGUAGUGGAAGGCAUUUGAGUGGCAAGGGGCAGUGGUGGGGAAAUAUUUCAAUAUUUCACAACUAGUGUGACCAUACCAGUAUGUACUGGAUGAAUGGGAUUUCUAUAUAUAAUUUAAAAAACUUUUAGAGCUUGUGUUAUUUCCAUAAAACUCAAGUAUUUUGUAACUGCUAUUCAUUUAUUUGAGAAAUAUAUAUUGAUCACCUGUUCUCCAUAAGACAGCGUGGUAGGCACAGU
Messenger RNA from Equus quagga, 1939 nucleotides. RefSeq names its product ubiquitin specific peptidase 18 (gene USP18). Gene Ontology annotation, cellular component: cytosol; nucleus. Bases 238 to 1362 code for a protein of 374 amino acids. NCBI's taxonomy places the organism in Eukaryota, Metazoa, Chordata, Mammalia, Perissodactyla, Equidae. Gene Ontology annotation, molecular function: cysteine-type deubiquitinase activity; cysteine-type endopeptidase activity. The record is from RefSeq and is a predicted model, not a curated record. The transcript has 11 exons. Gene Ontology annotation, biological process: protein deubiquitination.